Molecule: messenger RNA, 4280 nt
Organism: Anolis carolinensis (green anole)
Lineage: Eukaryota; Metazoa; Chordata; Lepidosauria; Squamata; Anolidae
Gene: ppp1r15b
Product: protein phosphatase 1 regulatory subunit 15B
Exons: 2
Coding region: 308-1747 (479 amino acids)
Biological process (GO): response to endoplasmic reticulum stress
Cellular component (GO): protein phosphatase type 1 complex; endoplasmic reticulum
Molecular function (GO): protein phosphatase regulator activity
Source: RefSeq, a predicted model, not a curated record
AUGGGUCACUGGCGUCAAAGCUUUCUUUUUCUGGCUCACUCUCUCCCCUGCCGGCUCGACCAAAGGGAGCGCGUGCGUGCGUGAGUACGUAAAGAGGGGCGCGCGGGGUCUCUCAGCCCAACGUCUUUCCCUGCCGCGCCGCCAUUUUGUUCCUCUUUCCUCAACAGCCUCGAAGCGGCCUUUCUAAGGUCUGACUGGGAAGAAAAAAGAUGGCCCGGCCCUGCCUGAAGGGAAGCUACGGCGUCUUUCGGAAUCCGCGACACCUUCCAGGCUGGGAGAAGCGACCACAGGGCUAGAAAAGGUGGGAAUGGAGUCGAGGAGGAGGGAGCCGGAGCCGGCGUGCCCUGGCUUGGGGCCUUGUACGCCGCCCUCGCCGCCUCCUCCUCAGCCCGGCGAGGCCCCGUUUUCCCUGCUGAGGCUCUUCUUGCAGCUGCUGCAGCGCCUCCUGCCCAGCCCGGCAGUUCCUCUUUUCUGGCUCCAGGCCGAGGCCCAGACCUCGGUGCCCGGAUGGGAGGCGCCCGGCCUGGCCCCCCUCUUGGCCGCCCACCACGAGCUGCGCAUGGUCUCCUCCGCCUCCUUCGACAAGAGCUCGGUGCCUGGCUCCUUGACGGCCUCCUGGGAGGAACUAGACGAGGCUUCCCGCCUGCGCUCCAAGUUCCCCAGCCUCUUGGAGCGGGUGCAUGUGAAGGGCCCUCCCGCCGCUCUCGACUCGCCAGAUCCCGACUUCGGCUAUCAUAGUUUGGAGGUCGAGGAGAUAACGACACAGCCGGAUCCUUGUGAUACAAACGCUGCCAGAGCGGGGGAGUGUUGCCAGGAAUCGCAGGAAGACCCUGUUGGAGGGAGUCCCUGCCGGGAGGGAUCAGCUGAGGUCGAGUCCAGCUGCGAUGAUGAAGAUUCUGAUAUAGAACAAGAUCUACCUGUUGAGGCCCGGCCUGCCUGUAGCAACAAACUCAUCGAUUACAUCUUGGGGGGCGCUUGUAGCGAGGAGGAGGAGGAGGAGGAGGAGGAAGAACAACUUUGGGAUGGGGUGGAGGAAGAAGAUGAUGGGUUUGAUAGUGAAGGAUCCCUCUCAGAUUCUGAUAUCUCCAGCCAGGAUGGGGAAAGCCUUCACUUGUGGAACUCUUUUUGCAGCUUGGAUCCUUACGACCUUGGAAACUUUACUGCCCCAAUUCAAACUACUGCACCGGAGACUAGGCCUAUCUCAGAGCCGCCUGAGGUAGAGGUGGCAGCAGAGGACUCUUCCUCAUGGACAGAAAGUUCUUGUGAGGACGAGGAAUGGGAGUGCGGCAGCAUAGACGAAUCGGCAAACUUGAAAUUGUGGAACUCCUUUUGUAACCUGGAGGAUCCCUAUAACCCUUUCAAUUUCACGGCACAAUUUCAGACUGUGGAAAAGAAAGGGAGAUGUGACUUGAAAGGGCCACCAGGCUCUCAAAGUAGCAUCUUGUUCAGCUGUCAGGUGCAUUUGCUUGAUAAGAGCAAUUCUGAAGCUACAGAGACUGUGAAGUAUGACAUUCUUUCUAGAGAAAAGUGCAAGACGAAGAAAAAGGUGACCUUCCUUGAAGAAGUUGUUGAGUAUUAUAUAAGUAGUGAGGAAGAUCGUAAAGGACCCUGGGAAGAACUUGCACGGGAUGGGUGCCGAUUCCUUAAAAGAAUUCAGGAAACUGAAAAUGCUAUUGGAUAUUGCUUAACAAUGGAGCACAGGCAGCAAAUAUUUAACAGACUCGUGGAAAGAUCAGAUAUUUCCUAGCACCUUAAUAAAACCUAAAAUUAAAAGGCUAACUCAUUUUAGUGACACCUGUGAGCAUAAUAUUAACAACUGUCAGCUGCCUUUUAAAUGGGAAGAUGGAAUGAUUUUAAUACUGCAUCACAAUACUCUAGCAAAAAACAUGCUAGGUGUAGUUGUUUGCGGUGUUAAAACAAAUUCAACAUAUUUAAUACAUAAUUUGUUUCCUUCUGAAACCAAGAAUAUCAAUUUUUGAGGAAACCAGUCCAGAAAUGUAUCCUUGUGUAUGUGUGCAUACCUGCUCUGUUGCGUUUACCACAAAAAAUAUGUGAGUGCAGACAGGCAGAUAGGGUUGUGGAAUUUUGCACUUUUAAAACAGGAAGAUAUUUUUGAAGUAUAUUUAUUGGGGUUGGAAGCCAGCAAUGAGGUUUUGGUUUAAAGUUUGAGUAUUGCUACCUGUUUUCAUGUUUGUUGAACUUGUCAACGUUAGAAAUCAAAUAUCCUAAUCGUCUUAUGAUUGAAUUAGUUUCUGUUUUAUUUUUCAGCCUUAUUAUAAAAGAGCAUUGUGUCUUUGCACUAAAGUUGCAACAUUCUGGGAGUUCAGACUGCCAAAACAUUAUUAAUAGUGUAGUUUUCCUCCCUUUUAGCUCUCUGUCAGUCUAACAGCAAGUUGCACAACAUUCCCCUCAAAGGAGGUUUCCUGAAAUUCUACAGCAGUUCCACUUGUUCCCAUUAUUUUUUUAAUCAAACUAUCUAUGAGGUCAGUUCUUGGAAUGGAUAAAAACACAAUUGCUGAUUUGGUUACAGGAUAUUCUCCUUAAACCAUGGAAAUUAUUAGGUGUUCCAAGAUUUGCAAUGCCAAUACUUUUCCUCCUUUAAAAUCAGUAUUAAUAUAAUAGUUUGUUUCACAGCAUAAGUGCUUGAAAAGAUCAUUUUGUUAUACUGUUUUGUAGUUAUGAGACAAAAACUUGAUUUAUCAGGAAUGCUAUUGGGAGUUUUAUUUUGGAUUCCAAAGAAUUAUUUAAAUGACAGAUACAUUGUUUGAAAUACUUCAGCUUUAAAAUUGCUGUGUCAAAUGAACAUUCAGUUCCCUAUAUACUUCAUGUUUCUACAGCAAGCUCGAGUAACAGAAGUAGCUGAAAGCUAUGAUAGGAUGUAAACAUAUUCUUCCAGUUACACAUUUUAACAAUAACCAGGCCUAGGUAUUCUGAGCUCUUUUUUUUUUUUUUUGAGGGGGGGGGGGGUAAUAGCAUUCUGAAAUCCUCAUUUUGAUACAUUAAUAGGCAUGGAAGAAAGGGGGCACAUAAAUGAGCCUUCCCGAGUUUUGAUGGAGAUUGUUUCACAACUUUAGAUCAUGGUAUUGAAGUAUGUUGAUAUUCCGAGAUGAACUGCUGUAGACUUCAUUUAAUCAUCUAGAAUUCUACUAAGACUAUGAUCUUGUGUUGAUACAUAAGUCGUAUUUGAGCUCACUGCUAAAGUAGGAUUGGGCUACAGACAUUAUAGUAGUAAGAACAGAAAAUCUUUCCAGUCCCAUACUCUUUCAAGUAUUGUCUAUUGUUAGCCAUCUGCUGACUAUUUGGCUGAAGGCAAAUUCUUUUCCCCCCCUUGAAGUCAUGGAAAUAAUUUAUACAAUGGUGGACUUUUACAUAAUCUUUCUCUUUCCAUGGAAAUAUUUAGUGGUGCUACACAUGGUAGUGAUGUCUCUACAGUUUCAUUGAAUUAGCAAAACAAGUAGCCUUCUAAAACUUUAAAUCAGAACCGUAAUUAUCAGAAUUUUAUUUUUGUAUCAUUUUAUGAAGAGAAAGGUAAAUCCAGACUACCUUUCACUUUAUACAAAUAUAAAUGGACUUGAUUAUACCUUAUUAGAUUUUUAUAUUUAAAAUUAUAUUUCUGUAUAUAAUAAAACAACUGAAAACUAAUGUGUAGAAUAUAAUAAAGAAAUUUUGCAAGUUACUUUUAAAUUGUCUGGAAAAAUAAGCCACAUCAUGACAGUAUUUACAUGUAGCUGCUAUGACAGAUGGAUGGAAAAUAUGACGGUGAAUUUUAUAUUGUCUAAGGUAAUAUAUUUGGAGUGGUCAGACAUGUGUUUGAUUGUAUGAUUUGAUCUAAACACCUUUUUACACUGCAUAUCAAGAAUCAGUUCUUGCCUUCAAGACUGCAUCUUAUGUAAUGAUACUGAUCAUUAUUUUCUUAAUUAUUUGCUGCCAAAUUUUGGUAGUAAACCAACUUACUAAUUUGUUAGGAGUGGAUUCUUAGUAUUGAAGGGCAGCCACAGAAAAGGGAUUUGGAAGCCAUAUAGCCCAUAGACUCUACUUUUUCUAUCCUGAUAUAAACUCUUGCAAUAGUCCUUACUGUCCUUUCGAGAUCUGUUCAUACCACUUAUAUGUAGAAUAUGAAGUCUAAACAUGCUGUGUCCAAAUAGUGCAGAUCUUUCAGUUUGCUUGUACUGACAUUUCUACAUCUUUACAAGACUUGCUUUGUUUGUGCUGUUGCCUCUGUAUAAAUGAACUUUUAUUGGUAAGUCUAACAUCUAGAUAAAGCUGGCUGAUUCUUCUUA